AAGAGUUUACCUUCGUCAACUUGCUCGACAUUCAGGGCUCUAAUUUGUUAAGUCCCGACAGUGAAAUGGCAAAAGUGAAUCCCCUGUCCAACCCCAAAGGAGUGAGACUGCUUUGUGAACUGUGUCAGAAACCUGCUUUGAUCCAGUGUACUAAAUGCACAGUCACCUUCUACUGUGACUUGGACCAUCAGCGCAUGGACUGGGUGGGCAUCCAUGAGCAGAUCUGCCAGCUGCUGCUCCCGGUGCGAACCCCUCUGCCCUUCAAGAGCCUGUGCAAGGAGAGGGAGCACCAGCAGGCACAGCUUCUGCAGAGACAGAAGCACCUGAUCGAGCUGACUCAGGCUGCAGCCCGGAAGAAGCUGUGUGAGGGGCGUCACGAGGAGGCGGUGCCAGCAGCCAUGCAGUGUCUGCGCUACUCCAUAGAGGUGCACGGCCUCAGCACCCUCCCGCUCGUACUGCCCUACCUGCUGCUCACGGAGGCCAGCAUCGGUACAGGUCACCUCCAGCAGGCAGAGGAGUACUUGUCUCAGGCUCAGUGGACUGUGCUAAAGAGUUCGGAGUGCAGCAGCUCCAUUCUGCACAAGCUGCAUCGCAACCUCGGCCUGCUGUACGCCGCCAAGGGGGAGUUCGAUAAUGCCCUGCAGCACCUGGCAAAUGAUAUUUACUAUGCUAGUGAAGAGUUUGGAACUGACAGCAUUGUCACGUCUGGGGGCUACUUUCACAUGGCCAAUGUCUUCUUCCGGCAGAGCAAAAUGGACGUUGCGGACUCCCUAUACACAAAGGUAACAGAUAUCUGGAGCACUCGCCUGAGCCGGCUGGUGCAGAGUCCCUCUCAGAGUCCCAGCCUGCCUUCAGCCAGCCCCGCCUCCCCUGAUGAAGCCCUGGAUGAGGCUCAGGAAGCUGAGGCUGUCCAGAUGUUGAACGCUAUCUUUGAUAUCCGAGAGCAGGCUCAGAAACAGGACCCUGCUGCCCUGGCCAGCGCCUCCUGCGCCCUCGCCAUGCUCUGCUAUCUGCGCAAGGAUCUGGAUAGGGCGUGGGAGCUGGGCAGGAAGACUCUGAGUGUCAGUCAGUGGGGGGCGGACCCAGGCUUCACUGAAAGCAUGGUGAGGUUCCUGCAGCAGAUCAGGACAGGUGAGAACCUAUCUGUGCCCCAAGGAGCCCCAGAGAGCCCCAGGGAGCCCCAGAGAGAGCCAAGGAGCCCCAGAGAGCCCCAGAGAGCCCCAGGGAGCCCCAGAGAGACCCAAGGAGCCCCAGGGAGCCCCAGAGAGUCCCAGGGUGCCCCAGGGAGCCCCAGAGAGACCCAGGGUGCCCCAGGGAGCCCCAGAGAGACCCAAGGAGACCCAGAAAGUCCCAGAGAGCCCCAGGGAGCCACAGAGAGACCCAAGGAGCCCCAGAGAGACCCAAGGAGCCCCAAUGAGAACCAGGGAGCCUCAAGGAUCCCCAGAGAGACGCACGGAGCCACAGGGAGCUCCAGAUAGACCCAAGGAGCCCCAGAAAGCCCCAGAGAGCCAGGGUCAGCUCCUCUCAGCUGAGUCAAGACAGUGCCAAGAUCUACAAUUAAAACAAUAUAAAUAUUUCUAGUGGAGUGUUUUUAAAAAUCUUUGUAAUACUGUAUAAUCAUAGAUUUGAGUUUAAUUAACAGCUUAGAAUGGCGAGGGAUAUUUAUUUUGAUUUGAUAGACACAAUUUUACAGUGUACACCAGAUGUUAAAAUAUCACAUCAUUGAAUAAUGUUUUUAAAAAUGCAGUUUGAUAUUCAUGAAACUGAUCUACACUAUUGUUAAAGACAUUAAGAACAGUCACCAGCAGCAUUUUAUUCAUUAAACGUUAAAAAACCCUCCUGAGUUUAAGCUUUGUAAAUUGGGCCCUCAAUCUUUAAUGCUAUCCACAGAAAGUCUCCCCAGAGUCAUCCUCCACCUAUCUGUGCAUUCCAUUUCUACAUUAGGGUUGUGCUGCAGCCCUGGCUGUGAAUGUUCUCCAUCUCACAGUGUGGACAGGCCAAAGUCUGUUGUGGCAGCACUCUUUGAUGUGAUAAAUCAGAAAUCCCAGUGGGAACAAGCUGAGAAACGCCUCCCGCUUCAUGUGUGGUGAGGCGAUGCUCUUCUCCCUGAGGGAUCUCAUGAUAUGAAUGAACACAGGGAGUGUCAGGCUCCAGCAGGCUUUAAUAGACUGGGAUGCUACCCACUGACUGCCUAGCAGCUGUAGGCACGCAGGGGAGAGUCACCUGCAGCUACAACAAGCACAGGGGCAGGCAAACGCCAUAUACAAAAACAAAUCAAUGCUUUAUCUACAAGGGGUAAUGGGUUCAAAAGAGAACAUGUGACUUCCUCAGUGACUGGGGGAAAAGACAAGGACUGUUAUUUGAAAUACUGAAGGCUAUAAAUGUUUUACCAAUGAUUCGAUUUCUAUUCUACAAUCUAUUACCAGUCAACCCAAAUUGUGUUCCCUCUAAAGUACCCGAUGUACUUUAAUUUUGAAUUUUGAAGUUUCACGAAAGCUACCUUUGCUGUUAGGAUAUGAGAGUUGUUGGAGACAGCAUGGAAAUGUCCUUGUUAAUGCUGUAAAAUCAUUGAAAUCAAGUAUUAAAAUCUAAAAAUAUAUACAGGAGAAAUCUCUACGAUGUUUAUUUUCUGGUAAAGUUUAUUUGCAUAUAUUUUGUAAUACUUUGUGGAGACGGUGAACUAAACCCUGGACCACUGAUGUCUGAUAUUCAGGCAUAGCUGGUCUUGAAUAACAAUACAUUAUCGUGUGAGACUCAGCAAGAUGAAAAUUGGUCUACAGUCAAAGGUCUGACAUUUUUUCAAAUUCACAUUCAUAGUAUGUUAACAAAAAUCGAUCAGCUAAGAAGUUGGACUGACACCCAUAAACCUGAUGUGUUCGCUACCUCUGAAACAUGCUUAUACACUAAAAUUGACAAGGCUCAAAUUGAAAUAGAUAAAUGUUAUGAGAUACCGCAUGGACCGAACAAGGAGGGGUGGGGG
Molecule: messenger RNA, 2980 nt
Organism: Polyodon spathula (Mississippi paddlefish)
Lineage: Eukaryota; Metazoa; Chordata; Actinopteri; Acipenseriformes; Polyodontidae
Product: zinc finger MYND domain-containing protein 12-like
Exons: 8
Coding region: 66-1478 (470 amino acids)
Molecular function (GO): protein binding
Source: RefSeq, a predicted model, not a curated record